GUUUCCAAUCUAUCUACAGUUCCUCUCGACAGUCUCGGUGCUCAGAUUCCUACCAAGCGUCUACACUCGACGACAUUUCUGGCAAUCAAAUAUAUCACUCAACAUGAACAUUUUCUCCGCAGGCAUUGUUUGGGAUCCUCGCGAACCACUGCCACCUGAAUAUGCCACGGUGAAUAAUCCGGCGGCAAACUUGGCAGUUAUUGGCGGACAACAGUUGUACACUGCACCACGCUUUCACAGUCUACCCGGCGCGGCUCAGCCGGCUAUGGAACCUAGGUUAUUCCCGAGCGCAACUGUGAAAGAAACCCACCGCAACGUCCUGCCUGCUGUGUCAGUCUCAAUUACCGGCCGCAUUACGGGAGAUAUAGCAGAGGUAACUGUGAGGCAAUUGUUUUGGAACGAUGCGGACAUACCCAUUCAUAAGGGGUCAUAUACCUUUCCGCUUCCAAAUGGAUGUACAGUCACUGGGUUCACUUGUCGAAUCGGUAACAACAAAGUCCUCAAAGCCGCGGCUCUCCCAAAGGCUGAAGCUCAAGAGGAGUUUCAAAGAGCUCUUGCUGCGAAUACUACCACCGCUCUGCUGGACAUGAAUACACCAGAGAUUUAUACAUCCUCGAUUGGCCACAUCCCGCCACAUACACGCAUCAAGACUGACAUAACGUAUGCUGCAAUUCUGAAACGCGUAUUCGGCGACGAUGCAAAUACCACCACCCUAGUUAUUCCCACCUAUAUAGCAAAUAGAUACGGAAAAUACCCUGGCAGCCUCGAAGGACUCAAUCUGGAAUCGAAGCCUAAUGAUAUUUCGCUUCGCAUAGAAAUCUUCGAGACCGAGAACAUCCAACAUGUUCAGAGUGCUAGCCAUGAAAUCAACGUGGACUGGAGCACCACGGCCAGCGAUAAACUCAACUUUGAUCAGGUUGAAAGGGAAUUUAAUACAAGCAAGCAGCAAACCGCGAUAGUCACCUUCGCGGGAGCUACGAAGUGGAUAGAGACUGACUUUAUCCUUUCUUUUGACACUAUAUACAGCAAGGGAGAACGGCACCCAGAAAUCUGGCUGGAAAUGCACCCUUCUUUUGACAGCCAAGCGGCUAUAAUGUUGACAGUUCCCCCGCGAAACUUCCCCUUUCAGAACGAAGUGUCUAAAAUUGGGGAAAUCAUCUUCGUAGCCGAUAGAUCCGGCUCAAUGGAGGACAAGAUCGAAAGUCUAAGGUCUGCAAUGCACUUCUUCCUCAAAGGCAUACCUGUAGGUCGAAGCUUCAACAUUUGGUCGUUUGGGUCUAACUACGAAUGUCUCUGGGACAAAUCCCGGGUGUAUGAUGAGGAAUCGCUUAGUAUCGCCUUGGAUUAUGUCAAUGAAAAAUUUCAUGAAGACAUGGGAGGGACUGAAUUACUGCCCGCCCUUGAGGCGGCCAUCGCAGCUAGAGACUGGGGUUUACCCUGUGACGUGAUAGUUCUCACAGAUGGUGAAGUUUGGCAGCUUGGCGAGACGCUGAACCUAGUGCGCAAAGCCAGGAACUACUCUAACGGCGCUAUUCGAUUCUUCUCGCUAGGUCUCGGCGCUCAUGUUUCCCACGCGCUGAUUGAGGGAAUUGCACGAGAAGGAGGUGGUUGUUCGGAAGUAAUCCCCAAAGCGGAUCAAGGGGGCUGGGAAGCACGAAUGAUUGCGAUAUUGAAGGCGGCUUUGACUAUUCAUGUUCAUGAUCUAAGACUUGAUAUAGUUGGACUCAAAGCCAUGACAGCACCGGCAAACCUUCACUCACUCAGCCCGUUUCAAGCACAUCGAAUAUUCCUCCUUCUAGAGCAAGGAAGCACCCUGCAAAACGGCAACAUCGCUCUCACCUUUAUUUCUGAGGGAAAGCGAACAACUAUGAAUACUUCAGUUACCAGACUAGAUAAGCCCGGUACGCUUAUCCAUAGUCUGUCAGCUCGGGCACUGUUAGAUGAUAUUGAGCGUGGCAUCUCGUUGAGUGACGCAACACACAUACCUAAAGCUCACCUAGAGAUUGAUGGUAGAGGAGAAGAAUUCUCAAGUCUGGCGGAGAGCAUAGCCUGCAAAUAUACGUUGCCGUCGCGGUGGACAUCGCUCUUCCUCUUAUCGAAAACUGACGAAACUUCGGCAGUUGAAACUACUCCCACCAGUAGCAAGGCGGUCGCGAUGUUUCACAUCGAAUCUAGGUCUUUGCAGAGUCAACGUGGAACUGCCCGGGCCCCUAUUCGAAGGACUUUUCCCCAGGUUUCGCCAUUUCCAGGUAUGAGUGUUGUAAAUACGGGUAGUAUAGAUAUGGGUAGAGCUUUUUUGGACAAUGACGACGAGGACCAGGACGAGGUAGAAACAAUGUCACGUUCUGCAAGCCAUCUGCCAAGUUCCCCAUUCCAUUAUGAUUCACGUCCAUCUGUAAAGGUCUGUCCUCAGAAGGAGUCCAUAUCAUUUAUUCUCAGCCACCAAGCAUUUGACGGAAGCAUUGGUAGCGAGGUACUCAUUGGAAUAUACGAACCGAUUCGUAGUAGCAUAGUUACCCUGAAGAGCUGGUUACACGCGAGAACGACACUCGACAAUACAGUACUUGACCGCGUGGCUACGACGGAUCUAAUUGUGCGAAUACUAGAGAGACAUUACAAGGACUAUGAAGAUCUAUGGGCCAGGAUACGGGAGAAGGCCGUCGAGUACAUACGUUUGCAAUUAAUCCCCUUCUAUCUGGACGAGGAAUUUCUUGAGUACUCGCGGAAGAUGUUUGACCAGUUGGAGGGGAAAGUCUGUUUGAAUCUUGACACGAGUUCUUGUAUCUUCUCCGAAGAGGGCCUUACGGAUCAGCACAACGCCAACGACGGGAAUAAUGAUUCAAUUGGAUCUUACCCCAUCUUGGUUCGCGAAGCUCCUAUAGAGGACUAGAACAUGUCCAAACAGCACUGGCACAGAUAGGGCAGAUUGAUUCCAAUCUUUUUUUAUGCAGUCAUGGCAGUAUUGUAUUCAAGAAGUAGGGUGCUGGAUAUUUAUUACGGUCUCUACUCAAUACAAAACAAUUUCUUUGUGUUUCAGAAAUCUGGCAAUGUACUUGUUUUCUAACGAGUUUUGUUUUCAUGUUACUAUUGAUUUGUUUUUGUCUAUGCCGAAUGUCUCCUCGUGAAGGGGCUUGGUCAAGAGUUAUAUGUCUUGAUCUGAUGUGAGGGCCUGACUAAAUCAUCUACAUAAGUCUGCCGUUUAAGAUAUUUGUUAAUUGUGGGUAAGAUAUAAUAUAUUACCAAAGAUCUCCGAGUAACCUCUUAGGGGUUCGCUAAAUACAAAUUAAAUUUCUUUGUUUGCUUAUAGUAGCUAUAUCAAACUAGCAUGGAC
Messenger RNA from Xylaria bambusicola, 3331 nucleotides. Its product is annotated as von Willebrand factor type A domain-containing protein. The record is from RefSeq and is a predicted model, not a curated record. NCBI's taxonomy places the organism in Eukaryota, Fungi, Ascomycota, Sordariomycetes, Xylariales, Xylariaceae. The coding region runs from base 104 to 2890 and encodes 928 amino acids. The transcript has a single exon.